Lingula anatina is the source of this 777-nucleotide messenger RNA. Its product is annotated as max dimerization protein 1. Gene Ontology annotation, biological process: regulation of transcription by RNA polymerase II. The record is from RefSeq and is a predicted model, not a curated record. Gene Ontology annotation, molecular function: protein dimerization activity; RNA polymerase II cis-regulatory region sequence-specific DNA binding; DNA-binding transcription factor activity, RNA polymerase II-specific. NCBI's taxonomy places the organism in Eukaryota, Metazoa, Brachiopoda, Lingulata, Lingulida, Lingulidae.
CGGUUCGUUCAACGUGCCGAUUUGCGCGAGCCACAACAACGUCAGCCAUUUUGACAGGAGGCAGGUCCCAAUUUACUUCAACUAAAAAAUUCCAGAAAAAGCGAAGCUUUCAUCCAUCAUGAGCAUAGCUCAGCUUCUACAGGCAGCAGAAUAUCUGGAGAGAAGGGAAAGAGAGGCAGAACAUGGCUAUGCCACGACGAUGCCAAUGCCAGAUGACUAUAUGAAAAGGAAAUCCAAACCGAAGAAAUCUCAGGGAAAUAGGUCUACGCAUAAUGAGCUGGAAAAGAACAGGCGGGCACACUUGCGUCAGAGCCUGGAAUUGUUAAAAGAAAUAGUCCCGGUGGGACCAGAAGCUACUAGACACACAACACUAGGACUGUUGACCAAAUCCAAAGCCUUUAUCAAGGCACUGGAAGAAAAGGAGAGGAAGUAUAACAUACAAAAGGAAAAUAUGCUCAGGGAACAGCGUCACCUAAAAAGGAGACUAGAACUUUUAACUAAAGGGUCCUGGAGGACACGAAAAAAUUCAGAAAGAAGUAUCAGUGAAAGUAGUACUUCAACAGUCUCCAAUGUGUCAAAUGCCUCAGACUCUUGUGAAUCAGAUGAGGUCGACAUCCUGGGCUAUAAUAGUUCUAAUAGUGACACAGAUGACCACAGCAGCAUUGGGAGUGGCAGUGAUGGCUGUACUGUGAACUCUAGCAUCCACAACCUGGCUGUAUGAUGCUCACAUACAGUGAUGUACAGCGUAAACUUGGAUGCAUAAGAAAAUGGGGAAAA